Spodoptera exigua (beet armyworm) is the source of this 1342-nucleotide messenger RNA. The record is from the annotation of a GenBank genome assembly. NCBI's taxonomy places the organism in Eukaryota, Metazoa, Arthropoda, Insecta, Lepidoptera, Noctuidae.
AGUUACCGCGGCAUGCGUAGCCGAAUAUAAACGUGUGUCGUCGAUUCGUAUACGAAAUUAAUAGUAAUUAAUUAUAACAACAAAAUAUUAGUUUAUCAAUGAAAAUGUGAGUGGUUUGUGAAGAACUUACUCGUAGAUGUAUAUGGUCGUUCAACGGAUAUAUUUAUUGUUAAGAUCUUCCAUGACCAUGGAGUGACGAAUCAUGACGAUACUUUUGUACGACUACUACGACUUGGAGGAGAGGUCCUCCAGUCAGCUAAGUGUGUGGAAAGCAUGGCACAUAAUACUGUACGUAUGUGCCGCCAUCUUCGGCAUCACCAACUAUGUAUUCCUACAGAAUACGAUGCAACUGGUGGACAACAACUGCGUACUGUUCCCGCGCAAACUGGAAUUCCACACCGUAGAACUAAGAGCUCAAAAUUUCAGUGAAAUACAUGACUUUAAGAAUGUGACUGACGAUGCUCAAGGUAACUCGACCGUCCUUCCCUCUGACAGUGAAAAAGUGAAGCGAGAAACAGCUGAUAAUGAAACGACUACAACUGAAAUACCAACAGCAGAUGGCGAUACUUUCCUCACCGAAAACAAAACGCAUCGCCUAGCGUUAGACACAACUAGGACUUUGUUCGAGUCCGAUGGAGACUGUCAGUUUGCCGAGUACAUGCCCCUGAUGUCUAUGAUAUUUGCCGCAGUGUGGAUCACCAUGUUCACAAUGUGUCCUCGAGGAGGACGAGCCAGGACAGGGCUUCAGCAACCAUGGAGAAUCCUGACUCCAGCGCUUCUGUUCGCGCUGGUGAUGGUAGGAGUGACUGGCCACAGUUUUGCCUUAACAAACAAAGGUAUGCACGCCUUUUGUGCAGCCUUUUACGAGGUCACCAAUUCUACUACUUGCUCAUCAGUGGAUCCAUUCUUGGAACUGGGGUGGAACUCUACAUGGGGUUUUGGCGCGCGGGUGGCAGCUACCCGAGCAACUUGCGCAGGAGUGCUGGCCAGCUGGGCGUGUGCAGCCGCUCUACUGCUGGCGCGCUGCCUCACUGCGCCAGACUUCGUGCUGCGACGCACUGAUGUCUACCUCGCUAAAGACCCACAGCAGAAAGUCAUCCCUCACUUGUUGAAGACUCAGAAAUACCAUCAACGGUCUAACCAAAGCUCGCCGAGCAAACGUGACAACGCAUCUGUUCGAUCCGAACCUACAGUGACCACGGAACUGGUAACAGCUUCCGUAGAGCAGGGCCAGGACACCGCCCCUACCUCACUCACUGCCACACCAGUCAGGUCUCCACGUACCACCGAAGAAAUCGAGAUGACAUAUACGGCACAAGAACGCGCAAAUAAUCAGAAAUAA